Messenger RNA from Thunnus maccoyii (southern bluefin tuna), 2271 nucleotides. RefSeq names its product target of myb1 membrane trafficking protein (gene tom1). The record is from RefSeq and is a predicted model, not a curated record. Gene Ontology annotation, biological process: signal transduction. Gene Ontology annotation, cellular component: endosome; membrane. NCBI's taxonomy places the organism in Eukaryota, Metazoa, Chordata, Actinopteri, Scombriformes, Scombridae. Bases 225 to 1622 code for a protein of 465 amino acids. The transcript is spliced from 16 exons. Gene Ontology annotation, molecular function: phosphatidylinositol binding; clathrin binding; ubiquitin binding.
GCCACAUCAUCUGGAAAUGUAGCAGUGUUAUUAUUAGAACAGCUAAUAUAAAGACAGGAAAGACUUCCUCGGAGCACUUCUCAGCGCGUGACGCAGUUCAACUAGUGCCCCACUUUGUUGUGCGAGCAGCAGCAGCAGCAGUCUGCAGGAGCGAGCCGCUGGUUGGUGCAGACGUCUCGGUACCGGGGACGUCGGUGCUUUGCUGGGCCCUCACCGCCCUCAUCAUGGAGUUUUUAAUGGGGAAUCCGUUCAGCACGCCGGUGGGGCAGCGGAUCGAGCGUGCGACCAACUCCAGCCUGCCGUCCGACGACUGGGCACUCAACAUGGAAAUCUGUGAUGUGAUCAACAGCUCAGAGGAAGGACCCAGAGAUGCAAUCAGAGCUGUAAAGAAAAGAAUUGUGGGGAACAAGAACUUUAAGGAGGUCAUGCUGACGCUCACUGUCCUGGAGACGUGUGUGAAGAACUGCGGCUACAGGUUUCACAUCCUGGUGACAACGCGGGAUUUUAUCGAGGGGGUUCUGGUGCGGGCGAUCAUCCCGAGGAACAACCCUCCUUUGAUCCUGCAUGACAGAGUGCUCAGCAUAAUACAGGCGUGGGCUGAUGCAUUCCGCAGCUCACCCGACCUGACGGGUGUGGUGUCAGUGUACGAAGACCUGCGAAGGAAAGGACUUGAGUUCCCCAUGACAGAGCUUGACGGCUACUCACCCGUCCAAGCUCCCAAAAAGACUUUGCCUGAGAAUAGGCCUGCUGUCACUACUCUUCCUGCUGUGCUCCUGUCUUCCAAACCACUCGUCCCACCCCUGACCUGUGAGCUAAAACAGGCCCUAGAGGGAACCGAGGCCCUCACUCCCAACCAGGUAACAAAGCUUAAGGCAGAGCUGGGAGUGGUGCGGAGCAACCUGACUAUGAUGUCAGACAUGAUGAGUCAGCUGGAUCCCGUCACGGUAAAACAAGCAGACAUGGAGCUGCUGGAGCAGUUAUACACAGUAUGUAAGGAAAUGCAAGACAGGAUAGUGAAGAUCGUCCCCAGACUCAGCGAGGAGAAGCUGAUUGAAGAGUUGUUGGCGACUAACGAUGAGAUGAACACCGCCUUCACUCGCUACAGCAGGUUUGAAAGACGAAUAACAAACGGUCAAAACACGACACAGAAGAGCCACUCAUACGUCAACCUCGCAGACCUCAAUCUCACAGCGGAGUCUGGCAGCCAAUCAGAGAUCGCAUCCAUCGCCGGUGACAGUCCGCUCAGCCAAUCAAAAGCUGACAGUUUGUCCGGUCAGAUGGCAAGACUUAGCACUAGUGAAGCAGAUGACUUGGACACAUUAUUACAGAAAAGAAAUAUCUCAACUCAACAAAGACCAAGUGAGCAGAGUGAAGUGGACGGCCUGGCUCGAGCCCAGGACGGCAGACUACAAAUCACUGGAACGAUUCCUAUCAACCAGUCCAAUGUAAUGGAUGAUAUUGAGAAAUGGCUAGCGCUGGAUGAUGAGUAUGAUGACUUUGAGGACUCUGAUGGUGUGACCAGUGAAGAGUUUGACAGGUUUCUAGCAGAAAGAGCAAAAGCAGCUGAGCGCCUGCCAUCUCUCCGCGCCUCCACACAGGAUACCAACCACUCCGGGUCUUAAUCUACACAUAAACCUGCCAAACUAACAAUACUCAUGAAGCUCCUGCGCCAUCAACAGAAAGAUGCAGAUUUCUCUUUGAUGAAUGGUUGAGUGGCACAUCUGACAUGGGAAACGAAGCCCGUAUUUGAGGAAAGACGUCAUAUCUGUGUAUACUGCUCUUUACUUGGGUGCAAACUGUUUUUUUUAACUGAUAAAAAAAUAAUGUUAUUUGCUGAAGGACAGAGGUUUUUACUUGACAUUGUUAUGAGGAGUUGUCCAUUUGUGGAAUGCAAAUAUUUGCACAUUUUAUAUGGUUACAUUCCUGCUGUUGAAGGAGAGAGAGGAUACAGUUACAGAAAAACAACUUUUGCAACAUAGAUUAUGUAUUAUAUUGCUGUGAUACAGUAUAUGUCAAAUAUCAUGGUGGGUUACAGAAAACACCUCUGUCAAAGUAGCAAACACUGUAAACUUGUAUGUAAGAGAAGCUCAGCUAUUGCUAUAAUAGUUUGAUGCUUGUUUCCAUGUUGUUAUUAUUAUUGUAGGAUGUGGAAGGAAACUACAUGAGGUUUUUUACAUCCAACAUUCCCCUUGUGAAGAUGUUUUACUUGAAGUUUAACAGAAAGUCAUGGCAGACUGCUGUCAUAUAUUAAACUAAAACUAUUAACUGGAA